Aspergillus pseudotamarii is the source of this 1727-nucleotide messenger RNA. Its product is annotated as putative nucleoside-diphosphate-sugar epimerase. Lineage: Eukaryota; Fungi; Ascomycota; Eurotiomycetes; Eurotiales; Aspergillaceae. Bases 246 to 1274 code for a protein of 342 amino acids. The transcript is spliced from 3 exons. The record is from RefSeq and is a predicted model, not a curated record.
CAUGACCUCAAAUCCCCAUUUCAACCCCACCCUGGCACCCUGCACUUAAUUCUGAUUGCACGUCUUGAACCCUGUGGAUCCAUCAUUCCACUUUUUUGAUUUCAAAGCAUCCCGACAGCUUGAGCUGUGGUUAUUACGUAUUCUCAGCAAAGCUAUAAAAACCUCAAGAUGCCCCUCCUUGUUACCCCUCAUUAUAUCGACCUCGUUUGAAAGCUUGUGAGCAACACUUACUUACCUUUAAGAGAAUGGCUCCCCCUAAGGUCUUCCUCACCGGUGCCACCGGUUACAUCGGCGGAGAUGUCUUUUCCACCGUGCACCAGGCACACCCCGACUGGCACUACUCCCUUUUGGUUCGGAGCAAGGACAAGGCAGCCCAGGUUACUAGCAAAUACCCCAAUGUGAGGAUCGUGCUGGGAGAUCUUGACUCGUCCGACAUUAUUGAAGAGGAAGUCAAGAACGCCGAUAUCGUACUCCAUUGUGCCGACUGUGACCAUGUAGCAUCGGCCGAGGCAAUCGCAAAGGGUGCCGCCCACCACACUCCUGAGAAGCCGGUGUGGGUGAUUCACACCUCUGGCACUGGAAUUCUGACUGUUGAGGAUUUCCGCACCAACACCUGGGGCUUUUACCGUUCUAAGGAGCACAACGACUGGGAAGGCGUUGAUGAACUCCUUAACCUCCCCGACGACUCUUUGCACCGCAACGUUGACAAGAUCAUUAUCGAGGCUAGCCAGCGGAACCCCGAAAGUGUGAAGACCGCCAUCGUCUGCCCUCCCACUAUCUACGGUCCCGGCCGUGGACCUGGCAACCAGAAGAGCGUUCAGGCAUACUGGCUCGCCGCUGCUGUGUUGAAGAGAAAGAAGGGAUUCUUGGUGGGCGAAGGCAAGAACAUCUGGCAUCAGGUCCACGUCCAGGACCUCAGUGACGUAUAUGGUGCUUUGGCAGACGCUGCCGCCGCCGGUGGUGGAAAGGCCACCUGGAACGAUAAGGGCUACUAUCUUGCCGAGAACGGACAAUUUGUCUGGGGUGACAUCCAGCGUGAAGUGGCUAGAGUCGCCUAUGAGAAGAAGCUGAUUCCAUCUCCUGAUGUUGAAUCUCUGCCGGAUGCGCAAGUCUCAGAGCUGAAUGAGUUCGGGCUGUAUGCUUGGGGAAGCAGCUCAAGAGGCCAUGCACUUCGUGCCAGAAAGUUGUUUGGAUGGUCCCCAAGCAAGCCUAGUCUGAAGGAGCUGAUUCCCGAGAUCGUGGACAUUGAGGCUAAGAACUUGGGUUUGCUGUAGAGCACGGCGCAAGAUUGUAAUGUUACUAGCGUAUAAUGAUGGAAUGAAUUCACUAACGAUUCCCUGAUGCAUGUGUAUUAUGUUUCCUAUGUGGUUGCACAUUUAAUUAGUGUAUUGUAGAUCAGCUCUGGCCAUAUAUAGAAAACCCCCCUAGCAUCACUGAGAAUGCUCAAGCAGGUGUUACAGUGCUUUGGCGAGGCUUUUAUAUCAUAUACAUAGGAGACCAUUCGCUAAACAGACAUGGCCAUUACGGUGGCAUUUCUAAGGGUGUCCUGUUGAUACUCUGAAAACAGCACUCUUAAGUUCGUAUAUAUUAUCAACCAGUACAUCAUUCCGCGACUCAUCACUAUAUAUACUUUAAUAUGCUAAUAGAUCGUUCGUUACCUUGACUAAGUCGAAAUUUCAAGAUUCUUCAGAUCGUUAGAUUGCAACAUAUCAUAGAAAGUAUUGCCU